AUGGCGGACUGGAAUCAAGGCAAGGUCGACAACGAGCUGCUCAAGGCCGUCUGCGCUGCGGGUCUACGGCUCAUAGGACCGGCGCAGGAGGAUGACGACUCAGUGCCCCAUGCCUGGAUGCGGGAGGUGCGCAAGGGCAUGCUGACGAACCUGGGGACGACGACCGUCGCCGAGCUGCAGACCAUGGUGCUGUACAUCAGGUUUGGCUUCACGUCGCAGUUCACCGAGGACGUCUGGACGUUGCUUUCCGUCGCGGCGCGCAUGGCCUUCACAAAGCGGCUCAAUUAUGAGCGACCAUCUGUCGAGCCCGUACGGCGAGAGUGUCUGCGACGUCUGAUGUGGGGGAUCUAUUUUCUCGAUAAGAUCUUCUCGAGUGGCAUCGAAGACUUGGCCGUGUGCCCGACACACCGGCUGCACAUCCGGCUGCCGAGCAACGACUACUACUUCCAGCGAGGACUUGCGUCGAGGUCGCAGUACUUGCACGAGAAGGGAGACAGCUCCGGUGCCGACAUGAAUGCUAUCGCGUAUCGCAUGAGGUUGAUGGACCUACGGGACAGGAUCCUCAGAUAUACGAAACGAGUCAUUCGAAGUGGCACCAGCCCCUCCAACACCAAAGAGGAGCUCCUGUCCCUCGACCGCGAGCUGCAAACCUUCAGAGAGAACCUUCCCGAAGAGUUGCAACUCACACCAAGUAGGCUCAUGUUCAUGUGCCACUCGCGCGACUCGACAGCCUACAUCAUCCUGCACUCAACCCUCAUUCUGUGUCGGUGUGACCUGCACCGGUUCCUCGUGCCGGGGAUGAAGGAGACGGUCUCGCCGGAGGCCAUGGCUGCCACAUCGCAGGAGUACAUCGCCUACUGCCAACAAACAUGCAUUGAAAGCGCCGUCAAGCUCUGUGACAUGUGGUCGCAGGUGUACCAUCUUGACGCCCACCGUCUGAUCGACAGCCCGACGCUCACCAUCACUCUGUAUCAAUGCGUCAAGGUCGUGGAGCAUGCGUACUGGCUGCUGCCGGAGCAUGGCGAGCACAGUCUUGUGAGCAUCAAAGGCAAACUGAUGGAGGCGCUGUGCAUGGCGAGGCGCAUCCAGGAGACAUAUACCUGGCUCCGGCCUUGCAUUGCCGACAUACAGAGACUUGUGCCGACGUUGGGCUUGCGCAGCCGCCCAUCAGUCUCACCCGGCCCCAACGAUCGACAGGUUCACUUCCACUCAAAGUAUGUCUUCGCCCCCGAUAAGAUCGAUCCGGCCGACGACCCUGUCGAUUCGACCUCGCCCGAGUCUCGUGCUGCGGCUCCGACGCCGUCAUUCGAUGCAGAGCUUCCGCCGCCUCAACAGCCGCUGCCGCCGCCGCCGCCGCCGCCCCAGCAGCAGCAGCAGACACCUUCACAAACGAGUGCCAACUGGCACCCGUUGAACACGCCCAACAUGCCGCCACCGCCCCAGGUGUACGGCACGCCGUUUGCCGGCAGUUACACCCCGCAGGACGACGGCAGCAUGCACUACGGGUCGGUUCACGUCGUGCCGACGCACCAGGCCAACGCCGCGGGCUUGGCUGUGCCUUUUGAAGACCCAGACAUCAUGAUGCCGCUGGAUCCAUUCGAUCUGCAGCUAAAUGCGUAUACUGAUUACGACUUUCCUUCUGUGUUUGGUGGAUUGGAGUAA
Molecule: messenger RNA, 1662 nt
Organism: Verticillium alfalfae VaMs.102
Lineage: Eukaryota; Fungi; Ascomycota; Sordariomycetes; Glomerellales; Plectosphaerellaceae
Exons: 4
Coding region: 1-1662 (553 amino acids)
Biological process (GO): DNA-templated transcription
Cellular component (GO): nucleus
Molecular function (GO): DNA binding; zinc ion binding
Source: RefSeq, a predicted model, not a curated record